CUCUCUUAUAAUAAUACCUUAUAUUAACAUUAGCUCUCUCUUAAGAAAAUUAUUCAUAAACUCACAUUUCUUUUAUUUUCUUUUGUGAAAAUGAGAUUUUUCUCAAGCCAUGGCAAACCACCUUGCCCUAAUAAUUCUUCUUCUCCAAUUCAUUUUUCUCUUUCAAAUGUUUUAUAUGAAAAGUUUAGAAGAAUCACUAAGAUUCAAAGAUCCAAAGCAUUUGUGAAAUAUAGGAUACAAAAUGAGAUUAGAAACACUAAAUUGAAUCCACCUACACAUAUUAGCUAUGGCAAAGUGGUUGAUCAUGACUAUUUUCACUUUCAAGGAGCCAUUAUAGGUCCUUGUGAUACCCCAUUUGAAGGUGGUGUUUUCUUUGUCUCCAUCAAAAUGCCUUAUAAUUAUCCUUUCAAGCCUCCCAAAGUUGUUUUCCUUACAAAGGUUUUUCAUCCAAACAUAAGUGAAGAUGGGACAAUACACAUUGAUUUUUUAGGAAAGACAUGGGGAGCUGCAUGGACCAUUGAGAAAAUAUUGCUAGGGUUGUGUUCAUUCCUUGAUGAUCCAGACCCAGAAGACCUUCUUAACCCUAUCUCCUAUUUGUACCAAAAUCAUAGAGAAACUUACAACAAGAUAGCAAGAGAGUGGACUAAGAAGUAUGCCAUGCCUUAGUUUUUCUUUUUAUAUAUAUAUAAAACCAUAUAUAA
This is a messenger RNA of Cannabis sativa, 701 nucleotides long. RefSeq lists its product as uncharacterized. The coding region runs from base 91 to 666 and encodes 191 amino acids. The record is from RefSeq and is a predicted model, not a curated record. NCBI's taxonomy places the organism in Eukaryota, Viridiplantae, Streptophyta, Magnoliopsida, Rosales, Cannabaceae. The transcript has 2 exons.